Penicillium daleae is the source of this 2136-nucleotide messenger RNA. Its product is annotated as fungal specific transcription factor domain-containing protein. Gene Ontology annotation, biological process: DNA-templated transcription. The record is from RefSeq and is a predicted model, not a curated record. Bases 1 to 2136 code for a protein of 711 amino acids. Lineage: Eukaryota; Fungi; Ascomycota; Eurotiomycetes; Eurotiales; Aspergillaceae. Gene Ontology annotation, cellular component: nucleus. The transcript is spliced from 5 exons. Gene Ontology annotation, molecular function: DNA binding; zinc ion binding.
AUGUGCCAUUUUACUGGCCCCCAAGGGUUGACAAGAAAGCAGUCCCAAGGAAUUCAAAACCAUCUUCACGAGAUACAAUCUCGCAUUGAACAGUUAUCUGCGCUCAAUGCACAGCCUCAGGGGCCAGGUCUCACUGGACCAAGUCCUCAGCAACUCAUUGCCAAUGCUCCAUACACUCAACCCCGAACGAUCACGGAACAAGAUCGAUCAGAACUACAGAAAAGUUUCACUGGGAAUAUGGUAGUUGAUCAAGACAGAACACGGUACCUAGAUCCAACUCAUUGGCAAGCAGUUCUGAAUGAGAUUUCUGAAGUCAAGGAAUAUCUCCAACUGACUGAAGACUCAUAUUCUGAAGAGCAAUUUGAUGAUUCAACCACCCCAGAGAUUUCAGGUCCAGAGCUUCUCUUCGGCAAUACGAUAUCUGCCCCCAAGUCUGAUCUCAUUGCUGCAUUACCAGCUCGGCCAGUUGCAGACCGGCUAAUCUCUCUUUAUUUGAACUCGAAAGAAUCUACACUUGUUCUCAUGCACGUACCCACAUUCACAAAAGAGUAUGCCCAAUUCUGGAGAAACCCCGAAGAUGUUUCCGUAAACUGGCUAGCAUAUCUGUUCAGUAUUCUAUGCGCAGGCGCAGGAUUGCAGUUAUUUUCCACGGCAGGGCGAGCAGAUGGUGAGCUCGCCGAGGCUUUCGCAGAAUAUCACAGACUCGCAUCACAAUGCCUUACCAUGUCCAACUACACCUCACCAGGUCGAUAUACCAUGGAAACCCUAAUUCUCAGUGUGGCGAUGGAGAUUCUCAGAAGCACAGAUAACCAUCUCGGUCCCUCGGUCCUCCUCAGCUUGGCCACAAGACUGGCUGUUCAUGCUGGAUAUCACAGAGACUCGAAACAUUAUCCCGAGAUCUCUGUUUUCGACGGAGAAAUGCGUCGGCGAGUCUGGACGAUUCUUUCUCUGCUUGAUCAUUACAUCUCACUCCAGGCUGGUCUGCCGCCGACUACAGUGCAGACACAAUCUGACACGGAGGAGCCCCGGAACUUGACAGAUGAAGACUUGAGCCCGACCGCGACGGCACUUCCUCCUGCCAGACCUGCGACAGAGAAAACGGCUAUUCUUUUCCCGGUCGCCUUGAAUAGAAUAAUGUUUGCCGACGCUGAAAUCAUCAGCAAAGUUUGCUCCGCCAAGGGAGUUCCCUAUCAAGAAGUUCUCCGCUUAGACGGGAAGCUCAAAGAGCUUCACGCAACUAUUCCUCCUCCUUUAAAAUUCCGGCCUUUAAGUGAAUCUAUUGCAGACUCACCAAACACCAUCAUGGACCGCUACAAUAUCGAACUCAUGUAUCAGAAAGCCCGCUGUGACCUGCAUCGUCGGUAUCUCGCACAGCACCGUCUGGACCCUGCAUACGCAUAUUCUCGACGAGAUUGUCUAGAUGCCGUAAGGACUGUACUCCAGCAUCAGUCUGAUAUUUUUGAUGCGAGUAGCUCAGGCGGACAGCUGGGCUACACCUCCUUCUUCUUUUCGCCAAUCGUCGCAGUGCAUUUCCGUUCCGCGGCCAUGAUCAUUUCCUUGGAGAUUUCCUGCCAGUCUCGCCAUGAUCUGAAACAGAACCUGUCACCCGAGCAACGAUACGUAAUUUUAGAUGAGAGGAGGCAGCUUUCUCAGGAAAUCGAGAGAGCUUACAAUAUCUGGAACCAUUUGCGCCAUCAGUCUAAGGAGGCCACGAAGACAGCUGAUGCUCUUCAUAUCAUGCUCAAAGUGACGAACAACCACUUGCAGCACGGUGCGACACCAGACCAAGCAUGGCCUUUAAGUCCUCAUGUCGGUUUACAAGCUACGAGUGAUGCACCCGGGUACGUAGAUUCACUGAUCUCGGUACCCACAACGCUUGAUCACCAACUCUCUUCAACGGUUCUUAAUACCGAACACAGUCCAUUGGAUGUUGAUCUGAUGGACGCAACAUUCUAUCUCGGACAAGAUUCCCUACCCAGCACCAGUGAUAGACGUUUCGCGGGCUCUAACAGCGUUGUCGACUUUUACGAGAGAUACUGGGAUAAUCUGAUGCUGCUAGGCGGAGAUCAGUCAUUCCUAGAUAUCCCGCCAGGUGGUGGUGCAGAUGAUGCUCAUGCUGAUCAAGGGUUGCUGUAG